Molecule: messenger RNA, 1260 nt
Organism: Rangifer tarandus platyrhynchus (Svalbard reindeer)
Lineage: Eukaryota; Metazoa; Chordata; Mammalia; Artiodactyla; Cervidae
Source: the annotation of a GenBank genome assembly
AUGGCGGGAUCCGGCUGCGCGUGGGGCGCGGAGCCACCGCGGUUUCUGGAAGCCUUCGGGCGGCUGUGGCAGGUACAGAGCCGCCUGGGUAGCGGCUCCUCGGCCUCGGUGUAUCGGGUGCGUUGCUGCGGCACACCCGGCUCGCCCCCAGGAGCGCUGAAGCAGUUCCUACCGCCAGGAACCACCGGGGCUGCGGCCUCGGCCGCCGAGUAUGGUUUCCGCAAAGAGAGGGCGGCGCUGGAGCAGUUGCAGGGGCACAGAAACAUCGUGACUUUGUAUGGAGUCUUCACAAUCCACUUCUCUCCAAAUGUGCCAUCACGCUGUCUGUUGCUUGAACUCCUGGACGUCAGUGUUUCGGAAUUGCUUUUAUAUUCCAGUCACCAGGGUUGUUCCAUGUGGAUGAUACAGCAUUGUGCCAGAGAUGUUCUAGAGGCCCUUGCUUUCCUUCAUCAUGAGGGUUAUGUCCAUGCAGACCUCAAGCCACGUAACAUACUGUGGAGUGCCGAGAAUGAAUGUUUUAAACUCAUUGACUUUGGACUUAGCUUCAAAGAAGGCAAUCAGGAUGUAAAGUAUAUUCAGACAGACGGGUAUCGGGCUCCUGAAGCAGAACUGCAGAAUUGCUUGGCCCAGGCUGGCCUGCAGAGUGAUACAGAAUGUACCUCAGCUGUUGAUCUGUGGAGCCUAGGAAUCAUUUUACUGGAAAUGUUCUCAGGAAUGAAAUUGAAACAUACAGUCAGAUCUCAGGAAUGGAAGGCAAAUAGUUCUGCUAUUAUUGAUCACAUAUUUGCCAGUAAAGCAGUGGUGAAUGCCGCAAUUCCAGCCUAUCACCUAAGAGACCUUAUCAAAAGCAUGCUUCAUGAUGAUCCAAGCAGAAGAAUUCCUGCUGAAAUGGCAUUGUGCAGCCCGUUCUUUAGCAUUCCUUUUGCCCCUCACAUUGAAGACCUGGUGAUGCUCCCCACGCCGGUGCUGCGGCUGCUGAACGUGCUGGGCGAUGGCUACCUUGCGAACGAGGAAGAGUAUGAAGAUGUUGUAGAAGAUGUAAAAGAGGAAUGUCAAAAAUAUGGACCAGUGGUAUCUCUGCUUGUUCCAAAAGAAAAUCCGGGCAGAGGACAAGUCUUUGUUGAGUAUGCCAAUGCUGGUGAUUCCAAAGCUGCUCAGAAAUUACUGACUGGAAGGAUGUUUGAUGGAAAGUUUGUUGUGGCUACAUUUUACCCACUGAGUGCCUACAAGAGGGGAUAUCUGUAUCAAACUUUGCUUUAA